GUAUCACGUGUUGGUGAGAGGCCCAACAUCUCACUUGUCAAGAAACCCUGAACAUGUCACGUUCUCUCAAGUGCAGUGUGUUUUUCUUGUUGUUUGGGGCAAUUCUGAUCAUUUUGGGAUGCGUUCUUAUCCCUGUGUUCCAUAAUGUGAUCCACAAUGAAAUAAAGAAGCAAAUACCACUGAAGACUGGAAGUAAGUCAUACACAACUUGGUUGGACCCUCCUGUGCCUAUAUACUUUCAAGUAUGGGUGUUUGACCUUGUAAAUCCACUAGAGGUCACUCAGCAGGGCGCUACACCAGCAGUGUUUCAGAAAGGACCCUAUUCCUAUAGAAAGGAUGAAAUUAUUGGAAAUCAGCUGUCAGUAACACGUCUACAAUCACCAUGCUGUCAGUAACACGUCUACAAUCACCAUGCUGUCGGUAACACAUCUACAAUCACCAUGCUGUCAGUAACACGUCUACAAUCACCAUGCUGUCGGUAACACGUCUACAAUCACCAUGCUGUCAGUAACACGUCUACAAUCACCAUGCUGUCGGUAACACAUCUACAAUCACCAUGCUGUCGGUAACACGUCUACAAUCGCCAUGCUGUCGGUAACACAUCUACAAUCACCAUGCUGUCGAUAACACAUCUACAGUCGCCAUGCUGUCGGUAACACGUCUACAAUCACCAUGCUGUCGGUAACACGUCUACAAUCACCAUGCUGUCGGUAACAUGUCUACAAUCACCAUGCUGUCGGUAACACGUCUACAAUCACCAUGCUGUCGGUGACACGUCUACAAUCACCAUGCUGUCAGUAACACGUCUACAAUCACCAUGCUGUCGGUAACACAUCUACAAUCACCAUGCUGUCGAUAACAUGUCUACAAUCACCAUGCUGUCAGUAACACGUCUACAAUCGCCAUGCUGACGGUAAUACGUCUAAAAUCACCAUGCUGUCGGUAACACGUCUACAAUCACCAUGCUGUCGGUAACACGUCUACAA
Molecule: messenger RNA, 986 nt
Organism: Mizuhopecten yessoensis (Yesso scallop)
Lineage: Eukaryota; Metazoa; Mollusca; Bivalvia; Pectinida; Pectinidae
Product: scavenger receptor class B member 1-like
Exons: 3
Coding region: 54-395 (113 amino acids)
Cellular component (GO): cytoplasm; membrane
Molecular function (GO): scavenger receptor activity
Source: RefSeq, a predicted model, not a curated record